AUAUAUAUAUUACUAAUUGUUAUUUUCCAUAUUUGAUUUGGGCAGGUUCCUGAGGAAAGGAAAAAUGGCAGAGCCUGUGGUAAACACCGACGGAGAAGAAAACGAGCUUGUUGACAACGUUCAAGAAGAAGGAAACGACGACGAAAGCGAUGCGAAUUUGGAGACGAACGAAUCCCUUCUUUCUGGGCUUAACCUUGUUAUAAUCUUAUCGUUUUUGUCAUUAUCAGCUGAAGAACGGUCUAAUAUCGACGAGGCCACACCGGAGAUCGAACCUCACGACCACGGUAAGAAUGGUGUUACCUCGAAAUCUGAUAUACAGACAAGAAGGCGACAACUUAACCAAUUCCAACCGGCUGUUCAAAGGCAGACAUCAAAGGUUCAUACCAAAAUAAGAGAUUGCAGGCACAGCAGAAGGUUGUGAAAUUGUCAAGAGCAAAGCAUCAAAAAAUAGUAGCAACAAAUAAAGCAUCACCGUAGGAAAUAAUAUACUCAGAUUGUAUAUAUAUGUAUAUAUAUAAUUAUUAAAUUAUAUAUGCAUGUAUAUGUAUGUAUGUAUCAAAUUUUGAUCAGAUGAGUACAAUAUUUAAUUAGCAAUAAUACUAAUUCACUUGCCAGAAAUUCAAAAUUGACAGACAAACAAAUAAAUUACUACUCUCUUCUUACACACCAAAACCUUAAAUAAAAGACUUAUUGUUACUGCAUUAUUAUUCUUUGCUAUUACUUAUUGAAGAAAGCGAUUUCGACUAAUAGCUAAUAAUUCCGAAUCGAGACGAAGAAAAAAAAAA
Molecule: messenger RNA, 785 nt
Organism: Erythranthe guttata (spotted monkey flower)
Lineage: Eukaryota; Viridiplantae; Streptophyta; Magnoliopsida; Lamiales; Phrymaceae
Source: RefSeq, a predicted model, not a curated record